AUGCCCGAAUUGCAACCUAUCGUAAUCCUCGGUGUUAUUUUGGUGUCAUUUCCAUUACAAUUACUACUUUCUCCUUCUGCUACGUCAGAUAUUAAAUAUCACUUGCAAAUAUUAACUGAUCGUAUUCUCGAUUUCCUCAAAGACUAUGGGUACCAACCACCUGGGGCUGAACAGCGCCAGAAAUUAUUUGCUCAUCAUCGAUUUUUACCUGAAGAGGCUAAUGCCGAAAAAGAGUAUUAUGCCUCUUCGAAGAAGGUUCGACAGCGAACAUCUGAUAUGAAAUUUCGAAUUGGAGAUGUUGUUUACAAUAAACUGCGGAAAUAUCGUGGGCUGGUAAUUGGUUGGGAUCUUCGCGCUCAUGCUCCGCCUGAGUUUAUGGAUGCUUUGAAGCAGUCCGAGGAAUGGCAGGAUGGGCCUCAUUAUGCUAUAUUAAUAGAUGGAAAAGAUCGUUUGCAACCGGAAAUGGGAUAUUCGCCUCAGAUGAGUUUGGUCUUGAGUGAAGGCCGCAUUCACCAUCAUUUGAUCUCGCGAUAUGCAGAGCGUUAUGACGAAAAGUUGAAAAAAUACGUUCUCCGUCCUCGCUUACGAGACACUUAUCCUGAUGAUUAG
Molecule: messenger RNA, 609 nt
Organism: Auanema sp. JU1783
Lineage: Eukaryota; Metazoa; Nematoda; Chromadorea; Rhabditida; Rhabditidae
Source: the annotation of a GenBank genome assembly